This is a messenger RNA of Medicago truncatula (barrel medic), 3187 nucleotides long. RefSeq lists its product as uncharacterized. The transcript has 6 exons. Gene Ontology annotation, molecular function: protein binding. Gene Ontology annotation, cellular component: NuA4 histone acetyltransferase complex. The record is from RefSeq and is a predicted model, not a curated record. NCBI's taxonomy places the organism in Eukaryota, Viridiplantae, Streptophyta, Magnoliopsida, Fabales, Fabaceae. The coding region runs from base 366 to 2885 and encodes 839 amino acids.
AAAGAAAAACCCAUAAUUUGAGAAAAUACAAUUGUCAAUUGGUUCAUCAUCCAUUCAUCCAAUUUACUUUUGAUUUUCAAUAUUCAUGUUGUUAAUAUAUCGUUUUUUCUCACUCUUCAAAACCUUACAAAUAGAAUCCUUCACCCCCCCUUCUCACGCUUACUCUCUUAACUAAUUUUCACAUUCUAUUUUUUUUUCGACAACAAAAAAGACAACCUUAUUUUUUUCAGACAGCAAAAAAACAACCUCUUUAAAACCACCUUAAACCAACCAAAACUACCAUUCCCGAAAUUUCCGCCGGAAAAUCGACAUACCCACGUCAGAAAAACCGGUUUUCCGACACCGGUACGUACACGUGGGCAGUGAUGGGUGGAUGGGGGACAUGGGAGGAGCUCCUCCUUGGUGGGGCGGUUUUCCGCUACGGGACACGAGACUGGAACGUCGUCGCCGGUGAACUCCGGGAACGCAUUGAUUGUCCUAUCCCUUUUACCCCUGAGGUCUGUAAAGCCAAGUUUGAAGACUUGCAACAACGGUAUUCUGGGAGCACGGAUUUUUUGUAUGAGGAGCUUAGGAAAAGAAGAGUAGAAGAGCUAAAGAAAGCUAUUGAACGCUCUGGAGAUUCAAUUGGGUCUCUUAAAUCAAAGAUUGAAGACCUCGAGGCUGAGAAGAACGAGGAAAAAGAUGAUUGUGAAAAUGGCUUAGAAAGUCCAGCAUCACAUUUACCUUUGCAGAAAUUGGAGAGAGUUAAAUCUUCCACCAAGGAAACAUCAAAGGAUGGCCUAUCUGCCGGAAGUUUCACUCACGAAACGAGAACAAACUGGUCUCCUGAAUCCCAGGUUUCAGCGGCAUCUGCCGAUAAUAACGAGACUAAGCUUGAAGUUUUGCAACCUACUGAGCAGGCUAAAGUUUCGCAAUCAAAGCUUGAAGUCCUCGAGGCUGAGAAGAACGAGAAAAAACAUGAUUGUGAAAAUGGCAUAGAAAGUCCUGUAUCACAUGUACCUUCCCAGAAAUUGGAGAGAGUUAAAUCUUCCACUAAAGAAACAUCAAAGGAUGGCCUGUCUACUGGAAGUUUCACUCACGAAACGAGGACAAACUGGUCUCCUGAAUCCCAGGUUCCAGCAGCAUCUGCCGAUGAUAAUGAGACUAAGCCUGAAGUUUUGCAAUCUACUGAGCAGGCUAAAGUUCCGCAAUCAAAGCUUGAAAUCCUCGAGGCUGAGAAGAACGAGAAAAAACAUGAUUGUGAAAACGGAUUAGAAAGUCUCGUAUCACAUGCACCUUCCCAGAAAUUGGAGAGAGUUAAAUCUUGCACUAAAGAGACAUCAAAGGAUGGCCUAUCUGCCAGAAGUUUCACUCGCAAAACGAGGACAAAAUGGUCUCAUGAAUCACAGAUUCCAGCGGCAUCUGCCGAUGAUAGCGAGACUAAGCCUGAAGUUUUGCAAUCUACUGAGCAGGCUAAAGUUUCGCAAUCAAAGCUUGAGGUCCUCAAGGCCGAGAAGAAUGAGAAAAAAGAUGAUUGUGAAAAUGGCUUAGAAAGUCCAGUAUCACAUUUACCAUCCCAGAAAUUGGAGAGCGUUAAAACUUCCAUUAAAGAAACAUCAAAGGAUGGCCUAUCUUCCGGAAGUUUCACACACGAAACGAGGACAAAUUGGUCCCCUGAAACCCAGGUUCCAGCUGCGUCUGCUGAUGAUAACAAGACUAAGCCUGAAGUUUUGCAAUCUACUGAGCAGGAUAAAGUUUCGGGAUCAAAGCUUGAAGUCCUCAAGGAUGAGAAGAAGGAAAAAAAAGAUGAUUGUCAAAAUGGCUUAGAAAGUCCAGUAUCACAUUUACCAUCUCAGAAAUUGAUGAGAGUUGAAUCUUCCGCUAAAGAGACAUCAAAGGAAGGAUUAUCUGUCGGGAGUUUCACACAAGAAACAAGGACAAACUGGUCUCCUGAAUCCCAGGUUCCAGCUGCAUCUUCCGAUGAUAAUGAAACUAAGCCUGAAGUUUCACAAUCUACUGAGCAGGCUAAAGUUUUGAAUGGAGAUAAUUUGGAACUUACUUUAUAUGAAAUACAAGUAGGAUGUCGUAAAAAACGGAGAGGGAAGAGAAAAAGGAAGGAUUGUGGAAGAAAUAUUAUGGAAGCGGCAAGUUUAGAAGAAAGUGACUUAUUAGAUGCAGUUGAUGUUAUGUCCUGGCGUAAAGAAAGUUCUACUAGUAACUGUGGUGAUGUUGCCAAAUCUUCUGCUGAUGUAGACAAUAAAAAAAGUAAGAACCCAAAAAAGCAUAGCGCGGAAGAUAUGAUUAAGAUUUUAGAUUCUAUUUUUGAAACUGAAGGUGCAUCUGCCUUCCGUCGAAGACUUGAUGGUCAGAAAAGAGGAAAGUACAAGAAAAUGAUCCAGAAGCACAUGGACUUCGACACUAUAAGGUCAAGAAUUAGCAGCCGAACAAUUGAAUCAACCAGAGAACUAUACCGAGACUUGCUGCUACUCACCAACAAUGCCUUAGUCUUCUACUCGAAGAUCACUCACGAAUAUAAAACUGCUCUCCUUCUAAGAGGCAUAGUCGCCAAAAAAAUGAGGGAGAGUUUGAAGGGUAGUACUAGUAGCAGCAAAAAAGUCACUGAGCCUAACGAGUCGAUGAAAUUACCAGUGCAUCAUAAUCUUCAUGUGAAACCAAGAAGUGUAAGACCAGGCAACAGAAAAAUUAUUGCAAAGGCUGUUGGUGGCGACAACUCUGCAUCUUCACAAGGAGCUAAGAAGCCCAUUAAAGCCGAUUCUUCGCCUUCUGUGGAAUCCUUAAAUGUCACGAAGAAAGCUUUUGGUAGACAGAAAAAAGUUGAACCUGUGAGUUCAAGCCAAAAGACUGCAACACCAGUGAAAGGAAGGAAAAGAGUUAGAACAAAGUAAUAGUGAUUUUAGGUUUAACCAAUAGGUAUGGUUUUUUUUUGUACAAAAAUUUUCUCCUUUUUGAUUAGGUGUUUUCUGGUUUAGUUUAUUGAACCCAACAAAAUGAACUUUGAGUUAGAUGCAGGAGGGAAACUAACUACAAAAUAUAUGAGAAAUAGUUCUGAAAAGUUAUAGUUAACCAAUAUGGAUAAGUUUAAUAUCAAAGUGGUCACAAGUUUUGUUUUUGCUAGCAUCAAAGGGAUUACACUUCGAUGUAAAUUGCAGGCAAGGUUUUUUUAGCAAUGGUUAUGACUUCCUAUCAA